Molecule: messenger RNA, 1167 nt
Organism: Telopea speciosissima
Lineage: Eukaryota; Viridiplantae; Streptophyta; Magnoliopsida; Proteales; Proteaceae
Product: 2-dehydro-3-deoxyphosphooctonate aldolase
Exons: 13
Coding region: 65-943 (292 amino acids)
Biological process (GO): monosaccharide biosynthetic process
Cellular component (GO): cytosol; cytoplasm
Molecular function (GO): 3-deoxy-8-phosphooctulonate synthase activity
Source: RefSeq, a predicted model, not a curated record
ACAGUGUUUUCAACUCACUGUUUGCAGCCUUAUUUGACUUCCAACUAGCGGCUGAAUUCAAGAGAUGGAUUCUUCCACGGUGCUCUUUAACCAACUGAAGACAGCAGAGCCAUUUUUCUUAUUAGCUGGCCCCAAUGUGAUUGAAUCUGAGGAGCACGUUCUACGAAUGGCCAAAAAUAUAAAGAACAUUACCUCCAAAAUCGGCCUGCAGCUGGUGUUCAAGUCAAGCUUUGACAAAGCAAACCGUACUUCGCUCAAGUCAUUUCGUGGUCCUGGUAUGGUUGAAGGCUUGAAGAUCCUUGAAAAGGUCAAAAUGGCAUAUGAUAUCCCAAUAGUGACUGAUGUUCAUGAGGCUAGCCAGUGUGAAGCUGUUGGCAGAGUUGCAGAUAUUAUUCAGAUCCCAGCUUUCCUAUGCCGGCAGACAGAUCUCCUAGUUGCAGCUGCCAAGACUGGAAAGAUUAUCAAUAUCAAGAAAGGCCAAUUUUGUGCUCCUUCAGUGAUGGUAAAUUCUGCUGAAAAAGUUAGAUUGGCUGGGAACCAGAAUGUCAUGGUCUGUGAGCGAGGAACAAUGUUUGGCUAUCAUGAUUUGAUUGUCGACCCGCGCAACCUGGAGUGGAUGAGGGAAGCUAAUUGUCCUGUUGUAGCCGAUAUUACACAUUCAUUGCAGCAGCCUGCUGGAAAGAAGCUGGAAGGUGGAGGUGUUGCCAGUGGAGGUCUUCGUGAAUUAAUUCCAUGUAUUGCAAGGACAGCAGUUGCAGUUGGGGUGGACGGAAUCUUCAUGGAGGUGCAUGAUGAUCCUCUAAAUGCCCCUGUUGAUGGUCCAACACAAUGGCCUCUUCGCCACUUGGAGGAGUUAUUAGAGGAGCUCGUGACAAUUGCUAGGGUGAGCAAGGGGAAACAAUCAUUCAAAAUAGAUCUCACACCUUUUCGUGAUGAGCCUUGAAAAUGUUCACGAGGAUAAACAUGCUAUGACAACAUGAUGUGAAGCUAAUUUGUUUCAUUUGUAAUAUCAGAUCAGAUUAACAUUUUGUCAUAUGCAGGUUAUGCACUUUGCAAUUUCAGAUAGUGGAAAUUAUUUUCAUGCAUAGGUUAUGAAGGAUUUGACACAAAAAUAAGCUUUCUAACUUCUUAGUUUUUUUCUAAUGGUUCUGCAGACCUGUAUUUGUA